UUUACUCCUUCCUUUUACGCUCUUGCCGCCUCCUCCUGGGGAGAAGCUGAGGCACCCGCCGCCCAGAGCCGCGACAGGCCGGGCCAGGGAGAUCGUGAGAAAACUUUCUUCCAGGGGGUGCGGCACUGGGGCCCGGUGGGUGACCGGCUCGGAGCAAUGGAGCCAGCCUUCGGGGAGGUGAACCAACUGGGAGGAGUGUUCGUGAACGGAAGGCCGCUGCCCAACGCCAUCCGGCUUCGCAUCGUGGAGCUAGCCCAGCUGGGCAUCCGACCGUGUGACAUCAGCCGCCAGCUCCGCGUCUCGCACGGCUGCGUCAGCAAGAUCCUGGCGCGCUACAACGAAACGGGUUCGAUCUUGCCCGGAGCCAUCGGGGGCAGUAAGCCCCGGGUCACCACCCCCACCGUGGUCAAACACAUCCGGACCUACAAGCAGAGGGACCCCGGCAUCUUCGCCUGGGAGAUCCGGGACCGCCUGCUGGCCGACGGCGUGUGCGACAAAUACAACGUGCCCUCGGUGAGCUCCAUUAGCCGCAUCCUGCGCAACAAGAUCGGCAACUUGGCCCAGCAGAGCCAUUACGACUCCUACAAGCAGCACCAGCCGGCGCCGCAGCCCGCGCUGCCCUACAACCACAUCUACUCGUACCCCAGUCCCAUCACCGCGGCGGCCGCCAAGGUGCCCACGCCGCCGGGGGUGCCCGCCAUCCCGGGCUCUGUGGCCAUGCCUCGCACCUGGCCCUCCUCGCACUCGGUCACCGACAUCCUGGGCAUCCGCUCCAUCACCGACCAAGGAGUGAGCGACAGCUCCCCCUACCACAGUCCCAAGGUGGAGGAGUGGAGCACCCUGGGCCGCAACAACUUCCCCGCCAGCGCCCAGCACGCAGUGAACGGGCUGGAAAAGGGAGCCUUGGAGCAGGAAGCCAAGUACGGCCAGGCACCAAAUGGUCUCCCAGCUGUGAGCAGUUUUGUGUCAGCAUCCAGCAUGGCUCCUUACCCUACCCCAGCCCAAGUGUCACCUUACAUGACCUACAGUGCUGCUCCUUCCGGUUAUGUUGCUGGACAUGGGUGGCAACAUGCCAGCGGCACCCCUCUGUCCCCGCACAACUGUGACAUUCCCGCAUCGCUGGCUUUCAAGGGAAUGCAGGCAGGCAGAGAAGGUAGUCAUUCUGUCACUGCUUCUGCACUCUGAUGGGAACUUCGGCCUCCAACAGCUUCACUCCAGUCUCCCUCUCAGCACAUCCUCCCUUUCCACCCCCUUCCACCCUCCCACCCUCCUGCCUCCAGAGCUGGCUUUAUGGACUCACAUCCUUUGUGCUGAUGACACUUCUUGCCAUAACUUCUUUUCGUGUAGGAAACCAAACAUAACUUUAGGAUUUAAAAACAAAAUCAACAUUAAGGGUGGAAUGAGACAUUUCUGUUGCCCACACACCGUUGUAACGUAGUGAAGAAAUCUACACCCCUUAAAGGGCUUAUGGAACUUAAAAAAAAAACCAAACUAGUAUUUGGUAAAACCACACGUGGAUAUUUAUUCUAAAUCACCCUGAACUUUUGAAAUGUGCAAUUGUUGAGAUUUUGUAAAAUCAAUAAAGAAAAACGCAUAGAAAAAAAAUGUUACGCUAUUAUACCCUCUAAUCAAAUAAGGUAAGCAAGUAAGCCUUAAUUCAUCAUUAGGAAAACCAAUCAAUAAUUUACUUAUUUGAGUGAUCUUUUGUUUGUUUUUCAGAGAUGAGCUAUUA
This is a messenger RNA of Dipodomys spectabilis (banner-tailed kangaroo rat), 1732 nucleotides long. RefSeq names its product paired box 9 (gene Pax9). NCBI's taxonomy places the organism in Eukaryota, Metazoa, Chordata, Mammalia, Rodentia, Heteromyidae. Gene Ontology annotation, biological process: regulation of transcription by RNA polymerase II; anatomical structure development. Bases 157 to 1185 code for a protein of 342 amino acids. The transcript has 4 exons. Gene Ontology annotation, molecular function: RNA polymerase II cis-regulatory region sequence-specific DNA binding; DNA-binding transcription factor activity, RNA polymerase II-specific. The record is from RefSeq and is a predicted model, not a curated record.